Messenger RNA from Gossypium raimondii (Peruvian cotton), 1453 nucleotides. RefSeq names its product RING-H2 finger protein ATL54. Bases 19 to 1248 code for a protein of 409 amino acids. The record is from RefSeq and is a predicted model, not a curated record. Gene Ontology annotation, biological process: protein ubiquitination. NCBI's taxonomy places the organism in Eukaryota, Viridiplantae, Streptophyta, Magnoliopsida, Malvales, Malvaceae. Gene Ontology annotation, molecular function: transferase activity. The transcript has a single exon.
CUAACCUUUGAAAGUGACAUGUUUAAUGUUUCAUUUUUCAUUCAUUCCUUCUCUUCGAAUUCAAAGAAAAUAGUAGGUUUACAGCUGCUUAAGAGUCUUUUUGUUUCUUUCCCUUUUUUCUUCACUUCAUUCUCUCUUCAUAUAGCAAUGAAAACCAGAAAGCUUUUUCCGGCUGUGACUGAAACAAAUGAAACCAUAGAAUGCCCCGAUUUUUGUGACCCUGCCUGCCCUUACAACUGCUACCCUUACCCCGACUACUAUUACCUACCGCCGCCGCCGCCGCCGCCGCCUCCUCCCUUCUCGGUCCAAAACCAUUACAUCUCUCCUUAUGUGAUCAUCUUGGUUUCCGUACUCGCCAGUUUGAUCCUUCUUGUUGGCUACUACGUGGUUGUAGUGAAGUCGUGUUUUGGUUGGUGCUGUUCGAGGAAUAACAGGCAAUCACAAACUCUAACCGAUGCUUCAGACGAAGAGUUCCUCGAUGAGAACCGAAUUGAUCAUCCUAUUUGGUUCAUCACCACCGUUGGUUUGCAACAAUCCAUCAUAAAUUCCAUCACUGUUUGUAAGUAUAAAAAGGGUGAUGGAUUGAUUGAAGGGACGGAAUGUUCGGUGUGUUUGAAUGAGUUCCAAGAAGAUGAGACGGUGAGGUUGUUGCCUAAAUGCAACCACGCUUUCCAUAUUUCGUGUAUCGACACUUGGCUGAGGGCUCACACUAAUUGUCCCUUGUGCCGAGCACAUAUCGUCUUUGAUGCUCUUUGUAGCACUCCAACUUCAGCGGAUCAAAACCCCGAUAACAUGGAUGCAAUCAUCGAUAAUAAUCAGACAGAAACUUCUGAGAUUGGAGGUAUGAAUUCUGAUGAAAACAGGGCUGAAAGAGAAUUGGCAGAGGCUAAUGACCAAAGGGUUUUGAAGGAAGGCGAUGAAAACGGCGUUUUGUUAGAAAGUGAUUGCAUGGAAAGAAGCAGUGUUGUGGCUAAAGAGAUGACACAAAUCAAAAGGUGCGUUUCCAUGGAUUCUUCUUCUUCUUCAUCAGCUGCAAGUUUGUUUCUGGGCGUUCAAGAGGAUGUGGAAAACCCAGAUUCAAGCAUCGUUGAAACACAAAACGAGGUUAGGGUAAUGGGGAAUUCAUCCAUAUCUCAGCAUCUUCAUUUAAGCCCAGUUACAAUGAAAAGAUCGUUCUCAUGUGGUGGAAGGUUUUUCUCUUCAUCCAAACGUUACCGAAGCAUGAAUUCUUCAAUUCUUCCCCUGUAAAGUAAAGUUCUUUCCCUCUUUUAGAUUAUAGUUUUGGUUUACAGUGUGCGGUAUUUGUUAAAAACAGAGAAAUUGUAUGCACGAUAGUUGAUGAAGCCCCACGACGUAAGAGAGGAACAAGAAUAAAUUCCAUGUAUUUUGCUUUGCCUUGGGCUCAAAUCCAGAAGUAUAUAUAACUUGAUUGAAGCUUCACGUUUAAUAUCAA